Molecule: messenger RNA, 537 nt
Organism: Dichotomopilus funicola
Lineage: Eukaryota; Fungi; Ascomycota; Sordariomycetes; Sordariales; Chaetomiaceae
Exons: 3
Coding region: 1-537 (178 amino acids)
Source: RefSeq, a predicted model, not a curated record
AUGUCGAUGUUCACAGGAGGCACUCCGUCUUCAGGCCCAUUAUUUGGGUCCCCAAACCCGUCGACGUCCGCAGGCCGAGGCCAGUUCAGUCAACCAUCGUCGUUCAUGGCGAGCGGGUCAUUGGUACCGCCGUUUUAUCAGGACGAAACUUUCACCGCAGAGAUGCGAGACCGCCAGGCACGGGGGAAAGACCCGACCAGUUCUGCUGAUAAUUCAGAUCGCGACGAGCGCGCGGAAUCCCGGCUGCGACUCGGCAGUGGUCGCGUGCAUAAGGAGGACUUUGCCCAGCGGGAGAAGCGUCAAAAGGCUAUUGCCUUUCUCGACAACCCGGAACUGCUUAGGAUGUAUGCCGAGUCGACAGGGGAGUCUAUGGCUGCCGCGCGGUUUCAUUUCACAAAGAUGCUCUGCGGCUACGACGAGGAUGACGCAGCACAACCGACGGGAUCUUCAGCGCUUUCACCAUCCCAUCGGGACAAUCAUCACCAUCCUACGGGCGACCGAAGAGGAGGCCAUAGUCCGCAAACAAGAACUACUUAG